CAUUCAGUCGAGCUUUGAGCGUCGUCGCGGGUGGACUACGUUCGUUUGUCUUUGACGUACGGAAAAGCGUGUUCAUAAUAACUAAUUAAAAUUCACGUGUAAAACCAAUACAGGAUUGUGUUAUUAAAAACUAUAGUGUUAUUCAUGUGAAAACAAACAGUAACUGUGAUAGAAUUAAGAAAUAUUAGUAAUUUAGUUGUAUUUUUAGAAGAACUUUAGAUUAUUUUGGUGAUGACUUGAAAAUCAGUGUUUUUGGAAUGGUUUAGCGUGUUGGGAUCGUCGUUAUGGUGACUGCAUAGUGUUUAUUAGUAACAAUAAGAAGUAAUUGAGAUGGCAAUGGCGGUGGUCAAUGUUUUCAUGUGUUGGUUGGUGUUGUACCAAUUGUCGGCGGUUUCCAGUGAGGCGUCUUCGGAAUCAACAGACUUUGGAUUGACCGAUUCAAAUGAUGGUGACGCAGGAGUGAGAUGUUACUGCAACACUGCUCAAUGCGUGGGUACGGGCUACAUGUGCCGGUCUGCGCGCAGCGGGGGAUGCUACAGCGAGCUGCCCAGGCGCACGCACCACGCAAGGCACGGAUGCCUACAUCAUCUGGCUGAUACGGAAGAAGAAGCGCUGUCCAGAUGCCAGAACUCGCCAGGAUCAGCAGGUCCCCCACCGUCGGCGGAACACUCUCUACUGCUCUGCUGUUUCAGGGACCUCUGUAACCAUGAGGACAGUCCCUUGGCUAGAGCGAGACUCAACCUCACUAGUAAUGAAUUUGAAGGCCAGACAGUAGCGAGCGAGCGAGGAGCGAACUACAACGGCGAGGUGUGGUUCAAAGCGGCCACCAUCGCCGUGCCAGUCUGCGGCGCCCUGAUCCUGUUCCUCCUUGUAGCGGUAGCUGUGAGGCUGCUGAAGGCAGACGCCCUUCUUCACGCUGAUAGGAAGCUUAGAGGCGGCUACAUGUCACCGUUAGCCCAACAUACGUCAGAUGACGUCAAAAAAGUAUGGGUGGGGACGCCAACCGCCCCCCUACUCGUGGCUCCUGGGGGGUGCCUGGUGGCGGUGGAGAGGGCCCAACUAGUCGACAGCCAACAACUCUGUGAUAUCCAACGAUAGAUGGCGCUAGGGAGAAUCUCAAUAGCGGGUUGUGCCGUGAAAUGGAAGGACUUGUAAACUUGUGAACCAAAUGUGAAAUUGCGUAAUGCAAAUGCGUUUUUAAAUGCUAAUGUUGAUAGAGUUCUUUUUUCAAUGUCUUUUGUAGAUAGGUGGUGCGUCAUACUAGAUGGAUCCAGUGUAAGUUGGUCUAGCAUUGUUCUAAUUUUUUGAGCAAUGAAGGGUCAAUUUAUAAUCAAAUAUUAUUUAUUGGGUAAUUUUAAAAGGAGAUAUUUUAUAAUCUGCUUAGUUGUGAAAAAUAAUGGAGGUUGUAUAGUUUGAUGUACCACAGACUAAAAAUAAAUAAGUCAUUACUAAACACAUGCUAGAGUAAACUAUGCUAUCCCUUUCUUUCUGUACUAGCGAGAAAGGGAUAAAUAGACAACCAAGCAUGUGACAAAUAAUGCUUAUUUAUUUUAAACCUUAUGUCUCUACCAUUAAGACAGAACUUUGUAAAAGUAGCUUUUAAAAAUGAAUUUGUUAUUCGACUAAUUUUAAAAAAGGAAUUUUAAUUCUAGAUUUUUGUCUAGUAAACUAUGGAUAAUACAAAUUUGGCUAAAACAUCGACACAAACGGCACAUAACAACCGUGCCAAGCAAAAAUGAACUUUAUUGAAUUGACAAAUUCAUUGUGAUUUCCUCUGUCGAUUAAAAGCCAACAAAGACUGGAAUUGAAUAAUUUACACUAAGAAAAGUCUUGAAUGUUUGAAAAAUAUCAAUAUUGUCAAGGGUUGUGCUUAUAACUGAAUUCGAAAUGUAAUAUAAGGGUGAGUGUAAAUCGGUUUGUAUGUAUGUAUAGAUAUUUAAAAAAAAAUGACUGAUCGCCUGUCGCCACUGUGACUUGCUUAUCAAAUAUACUGCGUUUUGUUGACAAAACUGUGAAUAUUGUUAUUUUUAUGGCUUUGAAGUCUAUUUUGUGUCUAUAGGACAUUCUUUUCACACUAUAUCCUCUCUUAUUUAAUGGUUACUUAAUCUAGUCCUUAGCAAUUGUUUUCGGACUCAGUAUCUUCUCUUUUCUUCUGUAUCAAAUGUUAGAUUCUUUUCCAUGAAAAGAAUUAUAUUUUGUAUAAGAGUGAUUUACACUCGCAUCUAGUUCUCAAACUUAUGACCGCUCAAUAAAAUCUGAUAGUUAUUAUAUUACAAUAAAUUCAUAGUAAUACUAAAAUUGUAAAGCUAAUUUUUGACAAUAAAACGCAGUAUACGCAAAAAAGCAGCACCCUUAGUACGAGUUUGCUUUUCGUUUAAAGUAAUCGAAAUGAGAUCACGUUCGGCGCUCUGAUUGGUUAGCUUAUUCGAGCCGGCCAAUCAGAGCGCCGUAAAGCAAACUUAUACUAAUGAUACUGAAUAUAAAAACGUGGCUCGACGGGCAAUACUUUUAUGAAUCUAAUUUCGUAAAAUUGAUCUCAGAUUUAUACAAUUAAUUCCCCCACUGCACGGAACGACCCGCGGGUAUACCAAAUUUACCACAUUGUAUAUUUAAUUAAUUAAUUUUUAUAAUAAUUAUUAUAUUUCUUUAAGAGCUUUGUGUUCCUCUGUAUCUUUGUAAAUGUAUCUUUUUAGUUGUAAGCCGGUAACUUCUGUAACUUGCAAGUUACCAUCAAAGUGAAGUGAAUUACCAAAAUGUGACGCCAUUUGUAAAAACUACCAACUGUCAAAUGAAAUGUCAAUUAAUGCUAACACAAAAAAUUGAAGUGUUAAGUUUUUAAAAAUCAGUGGAUUUUUAUAAAGAAAUGUGUACAAGCGGCAAUAAUGAAAUAAAUGUAGGAAGAUUUCUUUUAGUUAUUUAUAAAUAUCACAUUUUUAACUUCUGCAUGCAUUUCCUUCUAUGUAAUAAUAUAAAAUGUAAAUGAAUUGUAUUUUUGUAAAUAUAAAGUUAAGUUUUGUUACCUGUUAUCAUGUUGUUAAGGACAGUAGUUUCUGAAUGUGAAAUCGAUUUAGAGUGUUCCUAGUCCCUUUUAUCUGAUUUUUUAGCAUAUACUAUAACUGUGUACAUUUUUUUUAUGUUUACUCUAAAUAGAUUUCACUUAUAUAUGGUCGAUUACUGUAGGAUGCUGUUAUUUUUGAAAUUUUUUUUUGUUUUAUUUUUUAAUGUGUAAAUAUUUAGCUAUACAUAUAUUGGGUGUAUUAUUCGGUUUUGAUUUUUCGGUAUAUCUAACGCACGCAGACAGACAUAAUAAAUCCUGUUACACUAUGUUUCAUAAACUUCAUAUAAUUUUACAAACAAAUAAAUGUUACAUCUGACGGGUUAGUACGAGUUUAUUUUACGUUUAACGAGAUUGAAAUGAGAGCGCUUUCAGCGUUUUGAUUGGUUGAUUCAUUCGAGCCGGCCAAUCAGAGCCCCGAACGCGGUCUCGUUUCGUUUUCGCUCAACGUAAAGCAAACUCGUACUAAGGGUACUGUACUUUUUCUUUAAUAAAAACUGAACCAUAUCAAUGCAACCGGCAUAAUAUAUUGUUACAUACGUACAUACAUACAUACAAAGUGCGUUAGAUAUAUCUUCUCUUAGUUACUAUAGUUACAACAGUCGACGACAAAAAUCGAUAUCAAAACUCAAAUAUCGAAAACGAAAAAAAAAACAAUUAUUAUUCACAAAUACAUUAAAAUUUAAUAUAUUAUAUUUUAUUCGAUAUUGAAAGAAAUCGAUUUUUGUCAUCGAUUUUAAAUCGAUUUUUAUUAUUUUCUCGACCAUAGCAAAGAGACCAUGUCAAAUAAAUAAAUAAUAUUGCUUCCCUAAGGUGCCUUAUCUACUUUAUAGAUAUAAUAGGUGCAAGUAAAUAAAAUACUCCAUUAUGUAAUAAAUAUAUCAACUGUCUAUGUAAAUAUAAUGUAUGUGUAUAAAUAAAUGAAUAAAACGAAAUUAUUUUAUUACUGGA
Molecule: messenger RNA, 4006 nt
Organism: Spodoptera frugiperda (fall armyworm)
Lineage: Eukaryota; Metazoa; Arthropoda; Insecta; Lepidoptera; Noctuidae
Product: BMP and activin membrane-bound inhibitor homolog
Exons: 5
Coding region: 331-1098 (255 amino acids)
Source: RefSeq, a predicted model, not a curated record